AUGCAGCAUAUGAAACUAGAACGAUGAGUUGCACCGACAAUAUUUGUACACGGGUGGACGCAAUUAAUUUGGUCCAUCAAGGGGCUAUUUUUCCGAGAAUCCGUCCCCUCGUAAUUAUAUCAUCAACUGUUUAACACUUUAACUCCAACACCAACCACUGUUUCUUUGUUUAUCUCCUUGCUCCAGCAAGCAAACCAAAAUGCCUCCUCCUCUUCCAUCUCUCUGCAACUUCAACUUGGCGAUACUCUUCCUCUUCCUCACACCCACUUUCCAAAUCCCCCUCAUAGCCCCAAUCUCAAAAGACGACACCACCCAACUCUACACUCUCUCCGUGUUCCUGAAAACCCCACUCCAACCCACAAAACUCCACCUCCACCUUGGCUCCUCCCUCAGCUGGGUCCUCUGCGACUCCACCUACACCUCCUCCUCCUCCCACCACAUCCCCUGCAACACCCCUCUCUGCAACUCCUUCCCCUCCAACGCAUGCUCCAACAACUCCUCCCUCUGCGCCCUCUUCCCCGAAAACCCCGUCACAAGAAACACCCUCCUGGACACCGCCCUCAUCGAUUCCCUCGCUCUUCCCACCUACGACGCUUCCUCCUCUCUCGUCCUCAUCUCCGACUUCAUCUUCUCCUGCGCCACGGCCCAUCUUCUCCAGGGCCUCGCCGCCAAUGCAUUGGGCCUCGCCUCAUUGGGCCGGUCCAACUACUCCCUCCCGGCCCAAAUCAGCACUUCAUUAACCUCACCUCGUUCUUUCACUCUCUGCCUGCCAGCUUCAUCAGCCAACACAGGGGCAGCUAUAUUCGCCUCCACUGCCUCCUCAUUUCUUUUCUCUUCCAAAAUUGACCUUACUUACACACAACUCAUCGUAAACCCCGUUGCCGACACCGUCGUCACCGACAAUCCACAACCGUCUGAUGAGUAUUUCAUAAACUUAACCUCAAUCAAAAUCAACGGUAAGCCUCUUUAUAUCAACUCCUCCAUCCUCACCGUUGAUCAGACCGGCUUCGGUGGGACCAAGAUAAGCACUGCGGAACCCUACACUGUUUUAGAAACUUCUAUUUACAGACUAUUUGUUCAGCGUUUUGUGAACGAGUCCUCUGCUUUUAACUUGACGGUGACGGAAGCAGUUGAGCCGUUUGGCGUGUGCUACCCUGCGGGGGAUCUCACGGAGACACGAGUUGGACCCGCGGUGCCCACCGUUGAUCUGGUGAUGCACAGCGAGGACGUGUUCUGGAGAAUCUUUGGCGGGAAUUCGAUGGUGAGGGUUGCGAAGGGAGGAGUGGAUGUGUGGUGUUUGGGUUUUGUGGACGGUGGGACCCGCGGGAGAACUCCCAUUGUAAUCGGAGGGCAUCAGUUGGAGGAUAAUUUAAUGCAGUUUGAUCUUGACUCAAAUAGAUUCGGUUUCACUUCGACUCUCUUGCUUCAGGAUGCCAAAUGUUCUAAUCUCAAGGUCAAUAAUUUUGCAAAUGGAAUUAAAUAAAUUCCAAUUCAAAAAAUAUGUAUAGGUAAUUUGAUUGUUUCUAUUUUUUCUGUAACACUAUUACCUGUUUUAUUACAUGUUGUAAUCAAAUGUUCCAACUUCCAAGUAUUGCUUUUUUAUUA
Molecule: messenger RNA, 1605 nt
Organism: Glycine soja
Lineage: Eukaryota; Viridiplantae; Streptophyta; Magnoliopsida; Fabales; Fabaceae
Product: gamma conglutin 1-like
Exons: 1
Coding region: 200-1483 (427 amino acids)
Biological process (GO): proteolysis
Molecular function (GO): aspartic-type endopeptidase activity
Source: RefSeq, a predicted model, not a curated record